AUGGCUAAUCUUGUCAUGAACCCUGAUUUCAACACAAAUCCUUCUCAUCCUUUCUUUUUACACCUGAGUGAAAGUCCAUCCUUGAUUCUGGUAACACCACCAUUGGAUGGAGGAAAUUAUCACUCCUGGGCUCGCGGAAUGACAGUGGCUUUGAUUUCCAAGAGUACGAUCGAUUUUGUAAAUAGAAGCAUUAUUCCUCCAGAUCUUGAUGAUCCUGCUUAUGCAGCUUGGCAACGAUGUGACACAAUGGUCAUGGCUUGGCUGCACAGAUCUAUUUCUGAAUCCAUAGUGAAGUCAAUCCUGUGGAUAGAACUUGCUCGUGAUGUUUGGUUAGAUCUGCGAGAAAGGUUUUCUCAAGCAGAUGUGUUUAGAGUUUCAGAUCUGAUGGAGGAAGCUUACCGAUUGCAACAAGGAGAUGAAUCAGUAAGUCAAUACUAUACUCAACUCAAAACGGUUUGGGAUGAACUGGAGAAUCUCAAACCGCUUCCUAUUUGUUCCUGUCCUAUGCCAUGUGUUUGUGGAGCAAUUUCCAGAGUUCGUGAAUAUCGUGAACAAGAACAAGUCAUUCGAUUCUUGAAGGGAUUGAAAGAACAAUUUGCCCCUGUUCGAUCCCAAAUCAUGCUUAUAAGUCCUUUGCCAAGUGUUAAUCGAGCUUUUUCCUUGGUCUCUCAACAGGAGAGACAAUUUCAAUCUGAGAGUCAUGCUCUUGAAACCAAAACUUCACAUGCUUUCACUGUUACAAAUGCUCCAACAGGCAAUUACCGAAGAGGAGAUAUGUCUUAUGGAGGAAGAUUCAAUAAUGGAGGAAGAUACAACAAUGGUGGAAGGGGCAGAGGCCGCAGCAAUAGUGGAAGGUACUAUAAUGGUGGAAAUCAACCUAACCGCGUAUGUACUCAUUGUGGUAGGAGUAACCAUACUAUUGAAUCGUGUUACCAAUUACACGGAUUCCCACCAGGCUAUCGUACCUACAACAGAUCCCAAACUCCACAGACUGCACUUACUACCUCCUCUCAGAUUCAUGAUGCUGAUUCCCUUCAAGAACAUUCUGUUUCAUCAGAACCUCAUAAGCACAUAAGUCAACAUGAAUAUCAACACCUAAUGGAGUUGUUGCAAAGGUCUAAUCCAGAAGAACAGUCCAAUGUAACUCAAGCACAUGCCAGUAAUUUGGUUCAAGUUUCAAAUAUCAGCACAGCCAAAGGUACAUCAAAUUCACAAUGGAUCGUGGAUACAGGUGCAACAAACCACUUUGCUCACUCCAUUAAGGAUUUCACAUCUAUUCGUAAAAUUCAACCUUUGUCCAUAUACUUACCUAAUGGAUUUCAUGUCAUUGCACACUAUUGA
Gastrolobium bilobum is the source of this 1341-nucleotide messenger RNA. RefSeq lists its product as uncharacterized. The record is from RefSeq and is a predicted model, not a curated record. The transcript has a single exon. The coding region runs from base 1 to 1341 and encodes 446 amino acids. NCBI's taxonomy places the organism in Eukaryota, Viridiplantae, Streptophyta, Magnoliopsida, Fabales, Fabaceae.